This is a messenger RNA of Erpetoichthys calabaricus (reedfish), 523 nucleotides long. RefSeq names its product fibrocystin-L-like. Bases 23 to 523 code for a protein of 166 amino acids. The transcript is spliced from 5 exons. NCBI's taxonomy places the organism in Eukaryota, Metazoa, Chordata, Cladistia, Polypteriformes, Polypteridae. The record is from RefSeq and is a predicted model, not a curated record.
AGGGUCCGCAGCACCUCCGAACAUGAGUCCCGGGGAGCGGCUCCGCGUCUUGCUCUGGCUGGCGUCUCUGAGCUCGGCGGCUGCAGAUUACCAAGUGAGACGUGUCUACCAGAUUACGCCCACAGAGGGGGGCACAAAUGGAGCAGUUAAAGUCACCAUAUUUGGACGAGGAUUCGCCCAGGCCAACCAGUUUAACUACGGCCCAGGAAACGAGAACCUUGGGAACAGCGUCCUGAUGGUUUCAAACACAAGGACCGUCCCCUGUGAAGUGGAAAAACAAGAGAGUUACUCGACGCAGAUCAUGUGUUACACCAGGAGCAUGCCUGAGGAUAACUACGUAGUAAAAGUCAGCGUGGAUGGCGAGCCGAUUCCAGACAUCAAUACUAUAUGGUUUUAUUCCAGAGGUUUUCGGACUCCAGUGAUUCAGAGCGUCACACCAGUAACCGGAUUGCCAGGUUUGGACUUCAGAGGGCACUUUACCAUUUGUGAUGAGUUUUCUUGGCCUGGGGAAUCCUCUAGAUGA